Molecule: messenger RNA, 3731 nt
Organism: Manis pentadactyla (Chinese pangolin)
Lineage: Eukaryota; Metazoa; Chordata; Mammalia; Pholidota; Manidae
Gene: TYRP1
Product: tyrosinase related protein 1
Biological process (GO): melanocyte differentiation; melanosome organization
Cellular component (GO): melanosome
Molecular function (GO): oxidoreductase activity
Source: RefSeq, a predicted model, not a curated record
CCCACAUGCACUUAACAGCUCUGACAUCAGGAGACAAGCAAAUAUAAAACACUCCGUUCUAAGAGAGAUUCAACAGAGAAUCCCCUCAGGAGUUCAAGCUGGCUUUAUAUUUAUGUGCCUCAGUCUCUACUCAACAGGCUGUGAACCAGAGAGUUGUCAUUCACUCUUGCUUCAAGCAAAAUGAAAGUUCAAAAUCUCCUGUCUCUGGGAUACAUGUUUUUGCCCUUGCUAUGUUUUCAGCAGGCCUGGGCUCAAUUCCCAAGAGAGUGUGUCACGGCCGAAGCUUUGAGAAGCGGUGUGUGUUGCCCAGACCUGUUCCCCACAUCUGGGCCAGGCACUGAUCGCUGUGGCUCCUCAUCAGGGAGGGGCACAUGUGAGGGAGUGACUGCAGACUCCCGACCCCACGGUCCCCAGUACCCCCAUGACGGCCGAGAUGACCGGGAGGGCUGGCCCACACGGUUCUUCAAUAGGACAUGCCACUGCAGUGGCAAUUUCUCAGGACACAACUGUGGGACUUGCCGUCCUGGAUGGGGAGGGGCUGCCUGUGACCAGAGGGUUCUCACAGUCAGGAGGAAUGUUCUGGACUUAAGCACAGAAGAAAGGAACCACUUCAUCCAGGCCCUGGAUAUGGCAAAGCGCACAGAUCACCCCCAGUUUGUCAUUGCCACCAGGCGGUCAGAAGAAAUACUGGGGCCAGAUGACAACACACCACAAUUUGAGAAUAUUUCCAUUUAUAACUACUUUGUUUGGACACACUAUUACUCAGUCAAAAAGACCUUCCUUGGAACAGGACAGGAGAGCUUUAGUGAAGUGGAUUUCUCUCAUGAAGGACCAGCUUUUCUCACGUGGCACAGGUACCAUUUGCUGCAGUUGGAGAGGGACAUGCAGGAAAUGCUGCAGGACCCUUCCUUCUCCCUUCCUUACUGGAAUUUUGCGACUGGGAAGAACAUCUGUGACAUUUGCACCGAUGACCUCAUGGGCUCGAGGAGCCUCUUGGAUUCUACCCUGAUAAGCCCCAACUCUGUCUUUUCUCAAUGGCGAGUGGUCUGCGAAUCCUUGGAAGAUUAUGAUACCCUAGGAACUCUUUGUAACAGCACUGAAGGUGGGCCAAUUAGGAGAAACCCAGCUGGAAAUGUGGCUCGGCCGAUGGUUCAGCGUCUUCCUAAACCACAGGAUGUUGCUCAAUGCUUGGACGUCGGUAUAUUUGACACACCUCCUUUUUAUUCCAAUUCUACAAACAGUUUCCGAAACACAGUGGAAGGUUACAGUGAUCCCACAGGAAGGUACGACCCUGCUGUUCGAAGCCUUCACAAUUUGGCUCAUCUGUUCCUGAAUGGAACAGGGGGGCAAACCCAUUUAUCCCCAAAUGAUCCUAUUUUUGUCCUUCUGCAUACUUUCACUGAUGCUGUCUUUGACGAAUGGCUGAGGAGAUAUAAUGCUGAUAUAUCCACAUUUCCUAUGGAAAAUGCCCCUAUUGGACAUAAUAGACAAUACAAUAUGGUACCAUUCUGGCCUCCAGUCACCAACACAGAAAUGUUUGUUACUGCUCCUGACAACCUGGGAUAUAUUUACGAAGUUCAAUGGCCAAGUCGGAAUUUUAGUAUUUCUGAGAUUGUGACCAUAGCAGUAGUCGCUGCUUUACUACUGGUUGCAGUCAUUUUUGUGGGUGCUUCUUGUCUGAUUCGCACCAGAAGCAACAUGGAUGAAGCAAAUCAGCCUCUCCUCACUGACCAGUUUCAACACUACGCUUAAGAACAUGAAACCCAGAAUCCUAAUCAGUCUACGGUAUAACAACAAAUUACCAAUUCUCUUAUACAUUAGUAUCAUAAAACCGCGUGGUUGAAAAAUAAUAGACUGAGUUACUAACUCUAUUUCCUUUUACUUUGUUACUUUCUUCCUUCUACAUGCACAUGUUGGAAUUGAGCCUCUAAAUAUUAUUUUCCAGAGCUGGGAAGAGAGACAGUCUUUUCAGUGGUUUCUAUUUUUCCAUUCUAUUUAAGUGGUAGGUUGCACCAACUCCACAAUAUUUAAGUAGAUAGCAUGAAGAUCUUUGGGAUAUUAGAAGUCAACUAACUAUAUAUAACAAUGUAAAUAAGAUGCUGUGCUUUGUUUAUGUAUGAAGAAAAAUCAUGACUGAUAGUAAAUCCCUAAUUAAAAUGCAUGAGUAGGCAUUUAUAUAAUGUUAAAACAUAAAUACAUUUCCAUUCACUGACACUGACCAACACUGGCAUUGGCCAAAAAAGAAGCCACACUUAUUAGUCAAAAUGAAUUAUGUAGAGUUAUAUAAAUGGGAUCCCAAUUAACUUUUUCAAACUGGUCUUCCCCUCUGGGCAUCAGCAUAUAUUAUUUAGACUAAGAUUCAAAGUCACACAAAAACAAUUAUUUGUUACACUUUGGAGAGGUAAAAGCUUCACUUUGUUUAAAAGACAGUUGAUACUGCCCAUGUUUGCUACUCUUGUUCUCCUACCUCUAAACUCAUUGAGAAAGGAACUACCCAUGCAUACAUUUCACCUCUCAAUUCCUCUUCUAAUAUCUUAGAGGACCCAUAAAAGGCAGAAAAGUUGAAGACAUGCAUCAUAGCGCUCUACAAAUGGCAUGCAAUUGACUGUUAAUCCAGAGAGCAUUUUCCUAUCAUUUAUCAGCCUUUCAUACAUUUUCAAAAUUAAAUAAUAAAAUAAUAUUUAUCAAUCCCCUUUUUCUAUGCAAUUCUGAAAGAAUGUCAUUCUUUUUUUCUCCUUUGUCUUCUAAAAUAAAUUUUUUCUCUCUCUCUUUUUGAUCUUGUGCUACUGAAACAAUAUUUGCAAUGAAGAACUCUAUAGGCUGGUCAUAGUGAACAGACAUUUUAACUAAGAUCAGUAAAAAGAAAUCAUAACAGUAACAAUUGUAUACUAUAGAAAAUGGGUGGUCUGAUAGUUCCAACUCAAUAAACCGGAACAAGACUGAAUUUACAUGUACACGAUUGGUUAUUUGGUUUCACUACAUUAAACAAUCUCAAGGCUAUGUGCAUAAGAUAAAAAGACAAAAUGUGUUUUUGAAAGAGAAGGAAUACAACAGUGGCAUUUCUAAACUUUGAAAUAGCAUUACUAAAUUGGUUUUCUUGAAUAUGUUUUGAUUUAUUAAAAUACAUGCUCAUAGCUUUGCAGAUAAAGUAUUAUAUAAUGUAAUAUUUCUUUUUAUAUAAACAUUAAUGAAACUAAGCCCCCUCCACUUCAUAUUUUUGGAGAUUUACUAAUUACUCAUUUUAUAAACAUUUAUUAAACACAUACUAGUUUUCAGACAUAGUUCAGCAUACUGUGGAUUUGGGGAGGGAAAACUGAGGACACAUUUGACUCGGGCCUCAAGGAAUGCCAAUGGAUUUACCAAAUAAAAGAGUAGGAAAGAGCCCUACACACAGAAGUGACAGCAUGAGCAAGUCGUAGAACUUUGAAGAGCAUUUUAUAUUCAACAAUGUAGAGUAUGUCACUGUAGACAGUUUUCAUGGAAAGGAUUAGAAAGAUAAAUUCCUAGUGAAUUAAGUGUCUAAUGCACAAUCUCAAGAAAUUUGGAAUUCUUCCUAGAGGUAGAAGGAACAGGAGAGAGUCAUAAAGCAUACUUUUUAAAGAUAAAGGUGGUGGUGGUAUUUGUCAAGAAUGUUGAUUAAGAAUGAUUUGGAAUGGUUGGAGUAGAAGCUAAGAGACUAGUUAAUAUUGAAUAGUUCAUGGGAGAGAGGAUGAGGGCCUGUCACAAAACAU